ACCCGCGCUGCUGCCUCCGCUGAAGGAGGAGCAAAGCUCAAGAUGGCCGACAAAACGCCAGGCGGAUCGCAGAAGGCCAGUUCAAAGAGCCGAUCAUCGGAAGUACAUUCAUCUGGGUCUUCAGAUGCGCAUAUGGAUGCAUCUGGACCCUCAGAUAGUGAUAUGCCAAGUCGAACACGACCUAAAAGCCCAAGAAAACACAAUUAUAGGAAUGAAAGUGCCCGUGAAAGCCUUUGUGAUUCUCCUCAUCAGAAUCUCUCAAGACCUCUUCUAGAAAACAAGCUUAAAGCAUUCAGUAUUGGAAAAAUGAGCACAGCAAAGCGAACUCUAAGUAAAAAAGAACAAGAGGAGCUGAAGAAAAAGGAGGAUGAAAAGGCAGCUGCUGAAAUUUAUGAGGAAUUUCUUGCUGCUUUUGAAGGAAGUGAUGGUAAUAAAGUGAAAACAUUUGUUCGAGGCGGGGUUGUUAAUGCAGCUAAAGAUGAACAUGAAACAGAUGAAAAAAGAGGUAAAAUUUAUAAGCCAUCUUCAAGAUUUGCAGAUCAGAAAAAUCCUCCAAAUCAGUCAUCUAAUGAAAGGCCGCCAUCUCUUCUUGUGAUUGAAACGAAAAAACCUCCACUGAAGAAAGGGGAGAAAGAAAAGAAAAAAAGCAAUUUGGAACUUUUCAAAGAGGAACUAAAACAAAUUCAGGAAGAACGUGAUGAGAGACAUAAAACAAAAGGCAGGUUAAGUCGAUUUGAGCCUCCUCAGUCAGAUUCUGAUGGUCAGCGACGUUCUAUGGAUGUGCCUUCAAGAAGAAAUCGAUCAUCUGGUGUUCUUGAUGACUAUGCACCUGGCUCACAUGAUGUAGGAGAUCCAAGUACCACUAAUUUAUACCUUGGAAACAUUAAUCCACAGAUGAAUGAAGAAAUGCUGUGUCAAGAAUUUGGAAGAUUUGGACCAUUAGCUAGUGUAAAAAUUAUGUGGCCUAGAACUGAUGAAGAACGAGCAAGAGAAAGAAAUUGUGGCUUUGUGGCUUUUAUGAAUAGAAGAGAUGCUGAAAGAGCUCUGAAAAAUUUAAAUGGAAAAAUGAUUAUGUCUUUUGAAAUGAAGUUAGGUUGGGGUAAAGCUGUACCUAUUCCUCCACAUCCAAUAUACAUUCCGCCUUCUAUGAUGGAACACACACUCCCCCCACCUCCAUCCGGACUGCCUUUUAAUGCGCAGCCUAGAGAGCGGUUAAAAAACCCCAAUGCUCCCAUGUUACCACCACCUAAAAACAAGGAGGAUUUUGAGAAGACUCUGUCGCAAGCCAUAGUCAAAGUGGUUAUCCCAACAGAAAGGAAUUUGCUCGCCCUGAUACACCGAAUGAUAGAAUUUGUUGUGCGUGAAGGGCCAAUGUUUGAAGCUAUGAUUAUGAACAGAGAAAUCAACAAUCCUAUGUUCAGGUUCUUAUUUGAAAACCAGACACCAGCCCAUGUCUACUACAGGUGGAAGCUUUAUUCUAUUCUGCAGGGAGAUUCUCCAACUAAAUGGCGGACAGAAGAUUUUCGUAUGUUCAAAAAUGGAUCUUUUUGGAGGCCACCACCAUUAAAUCCAUACCUUCAUGGGAUGUCAGAAGAGCAAGAGGCGGAGGCCUUUGUGGAAGAGCCCAGUAAAAAGGGAGCACUCAAGGAAGAACAGCGGGAUAAAUUAGAAGAAAUCUUGCGAGGAUUAACGCCAAGGAAAAAUGAUAUUGGAGAUGCCAUGGUUUUCUGUCUUAAUAACGCUGAAGCUGCUGAAGAAAUAGUGGAUUGCAUUACUGAGUCGUUGUCUAUCUUAAAGACACCUCUUCCCAAGAAGAUUGCCAGAUUAUAUUUGGUGUCUGAUGUUUUGUACAACUCUUCAGCCAAAGUUGCCAAUGCUUCAUAUUACAGGAAAUUUUUUGAAACAAAGCUAUGUCAGAUAUUUUCAGACCUCAAUGCUACUUACCGUACAAUUCAAGGCCAUUUACAAUCUGAAAAUUUUAAGCAACGGGUAAUGACCUGCUUCAGAGCAUGGGAAGACUGGGCAAUCUAUCCAGAACCAUUUCUGAUCAAACUUCAAAAUAUUUUCUUAGGACUUGUAAAUAUCAUUGAAGAAAAGGAAACAGAGGAUGUGCCAGAUGAUCUUGAUGGUGCUCCCAUUGAGGAAGAGCUUGAUGGUGCACCUCUGGAAGAUGUGGAUGGAAUUCCCAUUGACGCCACUCCCAUUGAUGAUCUCGAUGGAGUCCCUAUAAAAAGUCUUGAUGAUGAUCUGGAUGGAGUGCCUUUGGAUGCAACUGAAGACUCAAAGAAGAAUGAACCCAUAUUUAAAGUAGCCCCGUCAAAAUGGGAGGCUGUAGAUGAAUCUGAAUUGGAAGCACAAGCUGUAACAACUUCUAAGUGGGAGCUAUUUGACCAGCACGAUGAAUCAGAAGAGGAAGAAAACCAAAAUCAAGAGGAAGACAGUGAAGAUGAAGAGGACACUCAGAGUUCCAAGUCGGAAGAACAUCAUUUAUACUCUAACCCAGUCAGAGAAGAGAUGACCGAGUCUAAGUUCUCCAAGUACUCGGAAAUGAGUGAAGAGAAGCGGGCUAAGCUUCGUGAGAUUGAGCUCAAAGUUAUGAAGUUUCAAGAUGAAUUGGAAUCUGGAAAGAGACCUAAAAAACCAGGCCAAAGCUUCCAGGAACAAGUGGAGCACUACAGAGAUAAACUGCUACAGCGAGAGAAGGAGAAAGAAUUAGAAAGAGAACGAGAAAGAGACAAAAAAGAUAAAGAAAAAUUGGAAUCCCGAUCCAAAGACAAGAAGGAGAAAGAUGAAUGUACUCCAACAAGAAAAGAAAGGAAAAGACGACACAGUACUUCUCCCAGCCCAUCUCGAAGUAGCAGUGGUAGGCGAGUGAAAUCCCCAUCACCAAAAUCAGAACGUUCAGAACGGUCAGAAAGAUCUCAUAAAGAAAGCUCACGGUCCAGGUCAUCUCACAAGGAUUCUCCUAGAGAUGCUAGUAAGAAAGCCAAAAGGUCGCCUUCUGGUUCAAGGACGCCUAAAAGGUCUAGGCGGUCUAGGUCUAGGUCGCCUAAGAAAUCAGGGAAGAAAUCCAGAUCCCAGUCCCGGUCUCCACACAGGUCUCAUAAAAAGUCAAAGAAAAACAAACAUUGACAUAUAUUUUUAAGAUGCUGUCACUUAUUGGAAAUGCAAGUUUGUUUUGUGCCUGAAUGGUCUGUUUGGUUUUUUUUUGUUUGUUUGUUUGUUUUUGUUUUUUGUUUUUUUUUUUAAAUAAAAACACACACACACAAACAUAAUUCUAAUGAAAGAGCAUUCCUGGGGUUUUUGUUUGUUUGUUUGUUUGUGAAUGCAUGUGUAAACUCAUGAGUAACUGCAUCUGUAGACCUGUCAUUGUUUUAUAUUGUAUAAAUUACUUUUGUUGUGGCUGUUUCUCAAGAUGAAAUUUUUAUUGUGCUAAUGAAUUUCAUCAGAAAUGUGUACAAUGGAUCUGCUGGCAGUAGUAGUAUUUUGUUUUAGGAUGUUGUGACUUAGACACAUAAUACAGAUGUCUUCCCCUCUUUUGUAGCUUUGACAAUUUGAAUUAGAUUUCAAAUAAAAUCUGAACAGAAAACUA
This is a messenger RNA of Peromyscus maniculatus bairdii (prairie deer mouse), 3592 nucleotides long. It is a transcript of the gene U2surp, whose product is annotated as U2 snRNP associated SURP domain containing. NCBI's taxonomy places the organism in Eukaryota, Metazoa, Chordata, Mammalia, Rodentia, Cricetidae. The record is from RefSeq and is a predicted model, not a curated record. Gene Ontology annotation, molecular function: RNA binding. Gene Ontology annotation, cellular component: nucleus. Gene Ontology annotation, biological process: RNA processing.